Messenger RNA from Cataglyphis hispanica, 3127 nucleotides. RefSeq names its product glycerol-3-phosphate dehydrogenase, mitochondrial (gene Gpo1). Gene Ontology annotation, molecular function: calcium ion binding; glycerol-3-phosphate dehydrogenase (quinone) activity. Gene Ontology annotation, biological process: glycerol-3-phosphate metabolic process. The record is from RefSeq and is a predicted model, not a curated record. Bases 772 to 2931 code for a protein of 719 amino acids. Lineage: Eukaryota; Metazoa; Arthropoda; Insecta; Hymenoptera; Formicidae. The transcript has 14 exons. Gene Ontology annotation, cellular component: mitochondrion; glycerol-3-phosphate dehydrogenase (FAD) complex.
AAAUUGGCCCUUACUCCUCAGUCUGUAUCCAUUGCCCGAAACCUUCUGCUCCGUCCAGAUAUUUUCUUUGUCCAAGGCGCAGCUACACUUGUAAAUAAUGGGUGCAUUCAGAAAACACAAUCGUUAGAUAGCAAUCGAACGCGAUUGGUUCUUACUUCUACACUAGCAAAUCAAUGUCGAAUAUUGACAAGAUGAGCUCAACGGUUGUGUUUGCUGAACGUACCCAAUGGCGCCAGCUAGUAACGAUAGUUUUUUUUACCUAUCUAUCCCUUCCACAGGUAGGUUGUGAGUCUUCUAUUUCUAGUCUUUAUGCUUUCGGCGGCCGAAAUUCAAUCUCUGGUCUUUGGUUUGGGUUUGGUUACCUUUGGUCAAUCAGUCGCCGUCGAUCGUCGAUGGCCAUAAGCCGUCGGUAUAAAACAGUUUAUACCGCAACUGAUCUGCUAUCAAAGAAUAGAUAUUGAAAGAGAUGUGCUUCCUGAAAUUUUAGUGUCGCAACAUUCAGUGUAGACGAGGAACGCUUCUCAUCUCACUGUCGAUCGGGAGCAGGGAUCAUUUGGCAGUACACUCUUUUUUACGAUACAAUACACAAUCUUUAAAUUAUUUACGGUGUAUAUAUAAUGAACAAAUAACUCACUAUACACAUAUAUCUAAUGUAUAUUGUGUAUGUACAUAUACAUAUAUAUAAAAUAGGGUGUCAGGAGUCGAUUGCACCACCCGUCAUGUGCAGGUAGAGCAGUUUUUCUCGAAAAUCGACGAAUUACGUGACAGACGAUGGCAUCACUUAGAUUAUUUAUAGCAGGUGCAAGUGCCGUAGGUGCUGGUACUCUUACUUCACAUUUUCUUUUGUCGGAUACUACGGUACACGCUGAAAAAGGAAAACCAAGACCACCUCGAAGGACUUUACCAACACGAGAGGAUCAAGUAAAAACUUUAAAGUCGCAAGAGUACGAUAUACUGAUAAUUGGAGGUGGUGCGACAGGGGCAGGAUGCGCUUUGGAUGCUUGUACGCGAGGUUUGAAGACUGCGUUAGUUGAAGCCGACGACUUUGCAUCUGGGACUUCUUCCCGAAGCACAAAGUUAAUUCAUGGCGGUGUACGAUAUUUACAAAAAGCUAUCAUGCAAUUGGACAUCGAGCAGUACAGAAUGGUAAAAGAAGCACUUCACGAACGUGCGUUAAUGUUGCAGAGCGCACCACAUCUGGCGCAUCCAUUACCCAUUAUGUUGCCAGUUUAUACAUGGUGGCAGAUUCCUUAUUAUUGGUUCGGCAUUAAGAUGUAUGAUCUGGUAGCAGGUAGCAAAACAGUCAAGUCAUCGUACUACUUGAGUAAAUCAAACGCUUUAGAACUUUUUCCGAUGCUGAAAGGCGACAAAUUGACGGGAGCUAUUGUCUACUAUGACGGUCAGCAAGACGAUGCUAGAAUGAAUUUGGCAAUCGCUCUGACAGCUUCAAGACAUGGGGCGACAGUUGUAAAUCAUGUUAAAGUGGUUAAUCUGUUAAAAGGUCUCGACAAGGAUGGCAAACGUGUCCUCGUGGGUGCUCAUCUCAAAGAUGAACUUACUGGAGAGGAAUGGGACGUAAAAGCUAAGGCGAUAAUCAACGCGACAGGUCCCUUUACCGAUCAUAUCAGAAAGAUGGACGACCAGAACGUUCCGUCUAUCUGCUCUCCGUCUUCCGGAGUUCACAUAGUGUUGCCAGGAUAUUACAGUCCCGAUCAGAUGGGUCUACUCGAUCCAGCGACGAGCGACGGCCGUGUUAUCUUUUUUUUGCCGUGGCAAAAACAAACUAUCGCGGGAACGACUGAUCUACCAUGCGAGGUAACGCAUAAUCCUCGGCCCACAGAAGACGAAAUCAUGUUCAUCCUGCAGGAAGUAAAAAACUAUUUAAAUCCGGACGUCGAGGUACGCCGCGGAGACGUUCUCUCCGCCUGGAGUGGAAUCAGACCACUCGUUUCUGAUCCGAACAAACCAAACACGCAGUCGCUUGCCAGAAAUCAUAUCGUGCACGUUAGUCCUACGAAUCUCAUCACUAUAGCAGGCGGUAAAUGGACAACUUAUCGAGCGAUGGCUCAAGAAACCAUUGACGCGGCCAUAAAAGCUUGCGACUUACAACCAGAAAGACCUUGCCAGACUGAUGGCUUCCUUCUGGAAGGUGCUCAAGGUUGGAGUCCUACAAUGUACAUUAGAUUGGUGCAGGACUUUGGUUUAGAAUGCGAAGUCGCGCAGCACUUGUCCAAGAGCUACGGAGAUCGUGCAUUCGCCGUAGCUAAAAUGGCUUCUCUGACAGGGAAACGAUGGCCGAUUAUUGGAAAAAAGAUUCAUCCGGAAUUUCCGUAUAUCGAUGCUGAAAUACGUUACGGUGUACGAGAAUAUGCUAGAACUGCGAUUGAUAUGAUCGCGCGUCGAUUAAGACUCGCUUUCCUCAAUGUGCAAGCAGCUCAAGAAGCAUUGCCAGUCAUCAUAGAUCUCAUGGCUGAAGAGUUGCAUUGGUCGACGGAAGAGAAGAAGAAGCAAUAUCGUGAGGCCAGCGAAUUUCUCGCACAGGAAAUGGGUCAAAUGGUGAAUCGUGCUUCUCGUGACAAGAUUCCCAUCAAUCUCACCAAAGAAGAGAUCCAGCUCUAUAUCAAGCGCUUUGGAAUUAUAGACAAGGACAAAAAAGGAUAUGUGUCUAUUAAUGAUAUUAGACGAGGAUUAAAGCUCUUUGGAGAUAAGGAAGUACCGGGUGAAGAACUUCAUGAAAUUCUACGCGAAAUCGACACCAAUAUGAAUGGUCAAGUUGAAUUGGAUGAAUAUCUUCAGAUGAUGUCAGCUAUAAAAUCUGGUCAUGUGGCAUAUUCACGUUUCGCACGGAUGGCUGAAAUGGAGGAAGCACAGCAUGAAAAAGAAAUGCUCAAGAAACAAAUAAGCGUCGAGAGAUCGGGUGGAGGAUUGUGAACUGUGAAGAAAGACUCAUCUCCUUACAGGCUGCAAAGUUUUGAAAAAUAUCUUUACUUUACAUCCUUAUUUGAUUUGACAUGUUUUAUCAUAUAUAUUCAUUAUAGAGUACAAGUACAUUGAAUCAAGCGCACAUACGUAUGUCCAUGUAUGUAGCAGAAACCAAAAAUUAAAUAAUCUCUUACAAAAAAUAAAA